AUUCACAGUGUCCACAGAGCUCGACCAUUGUUAAAUCCCUAUUCACUUGGUUUGUACAAGAUCAUGAUGCAUUAGUACCAAUCAUCCACCGCCUCCUUUCAGUCACCUCCCCGCCGAAGUCAAUCUCAGGCACGGGCAAGCAGACAAACAACAAAAAGAUGGCCCAGAAUACUACAACACCCCCAUCCUCGACUAUCCCCCCCGAGUUAAUAACUCCCAACUCCUCCUUCUCCGUCAACCACACCUCCCCCUGCCCAGCAGCAAAAAUGCCGACGAAAUCAUCCCAACUAACCCUUGACCCCUCCAACUACCCCGGCGGCAAGAAGUCUCUCUCCGGGGUCUCCCUCCGCGCGUUCUUAAUCGGCACCACUCUCGGACUCUCCACCUCCCUAACCAUUGUCCUCCACGUCUUCAACGCCCCCCUCUGGCGUGUCCCGUUCUUCCUCGCCUCCCUGGCCCUCUUCCACUUCCUCGAAUACUAUGUAACAGCCGAAUACAACACCCGUCACGCCAACAUCUCCGCCUUCCUCCUCUCCUCGAACGGCUGGGCAUACAAUGUCGCACACAUCUCCGCCGCAGUGGAAUGUCUCCUCGCCCAGCUCUUCUGGCCAAAUGCCGCCUACCUGAACUGGGGAUCGCCCGUCCCAGGCCUAAAGGUUCAAGUUAUGCUCGGACUCGUCCUCAUGGUUAUCGGCCAGGUUGUUCGCACGGUGGCCAUGGCACAGGCGGGAAUUAGCUUCAAUCAUACAGUGCAGGUCGAGCGGAAGGAGGACCAUACUCUGGUUACGCAUGGGAUCUAUGCGGUUCUGCGUCAUCCGAGUUAUUUUGGGUUCUUCUGGUGGGGAUUGGGGACGCAGCUGGUGCUGGGGAAUGUGGUCUGUUUUGUGGGUUAUGCGGUAGUGCUGUGGAGGUUCUUUUAUAGUCGGAUUUUCCGGGAGGAGAAAUUCCUGAUUGCGUUUUUUGGGGAUGACUACGUUGAAUAUAAGAAGAGGUCCUGGGUGGGGAUUCCAGGCAUCCAUUGAGCAUUGCCCCGUGCUUGAAAUGUUGAGUAGAUUGUUGCGACGGGGCCAUGGAUUUUGUAUAGAAAAGACGCAGCUGUGAAAAUUAUUUGCUGUUGUAUCAAAUGCCACGCCGAACGCCAUGCGCUUUAACGUCAAAAUUCAAGCAAAUCCCAAUAUGUACAAAUAAUCAAGUUAUCUAAAGUUUACUCUCCCGUUCUGGAGCAACUGCCCCCACGGCACCGCUCAUAUAAGGACCCUGGUUG
This is a messenger RNA of Aspergillus alliaceus, 1264 nucleotides long. Its product is annotated as protein-S-isoprenylcysteine carboxyl O-methyltransferase. Gene Ontology annotation, molecular function: protein C-terminal S-isoprenylcysteine carboxyl O-methyltransferase activity. Gene Ontology annotation, cellular component: endoplasmic reticulum; membrane. Gene Ontology annotation, biological process: C-terminal protein methylation. The coding region runs from base 159 to 1022 and encodes 287 amino acids. The transcript has 2 exons. Lineage: Eukaryota; Fungi; Ascomycota; Eurotiomycetes; Eurotiales; Aspergillaceae. The record is from RefSeq and is a predicted model, not a curated record.